Molecule: messenger RNA, 1789 nt
Organism: Trichechus manatus latirostris (Florida manatee)
Lineage: Eukaryota; Metazoa; Chordata; Mammalia; Sirenia; Trichechidae
Gene: FGF12
Product: fibroblast growth factor 12
Exons: 5
Coding region: 827-1558 (243 amino acids)
Biological process (GO): regulation of voltage-gated sodium channel activity
Cellular component (GO): nucleus; cytoplasm
Molecular function (GO): sodium channel regulator activity; growth factor activity
Source: RefSeq, a predicted model, not a curated record
AGCGCUGCUGGCGGGGAGUCGUGCAUACCGCAGCUGGAAACAGCUGCCCCCGCCCCGCGCCCCUUCCCAGGCUCCAGCUAACCGCUCCCGCUCCCACUUGGCGGCUCGGAAUUCCAGAACUCGGAUUGCCGGCCCCUGGAGAACCGCAGCCGGUGCGAUGCAUUUCGUAGACCUCACCCAGCCGGGACGGACCUCUUAAUUUCCAGAGCUGCGGGCCGCAGGGAGUUAAUUCGCUGCCUUCCUCGCCUUCUCUCUCGCGGUUGGUGGCUCGUUUUCUAAAGGAACGUUUUAUUCACUUUUCAGUAUUUUCUACCGGGGACACUCGACCCGCCUCGGUCCAGACUCUGCUUUGUAAAUGGGUUUUAUAUGUAUGUAUGUGUAGACAUACUUUGAACACCUUGCAACGCUUGCGCCUCUCCAACAGGGGCACAGCUUGUUAUUUUGGACAUUCUUCUUCCCCUUCCACUUGGUACCCCGAACGCAGUGUGACCAAACUCCCCACUGACCCUUGGACGCGGAUCGCCUUGGCGUGCAAGUUUGGGGUGCAAGCGUCUAGUUUUCUGGAAGGCCUGGGACCGCCCCGCCCCCGCCGCCAGCGGUCGGGGAAGUUUACAUCUGGAUUUUCACACAUUUUGUCGCCACUGCCCAGACUCUGACUCACCUUUUGGGCGCCAGGUUUUCGGUACUGCAACCUCCUCAAGUAUUAGCACUGCCUCCCCGCGCCUACCUUGUCCCUCCCGGCCGUCGAGGUCCUGCCCUCGCCCCGGCGGAGCGCGAUCGCGAGGGCGGAGCGGAGCCCGGGGCCUGGGCCCCGCGCUGAGCAGCCAUGGCUGCGGCUAUAGCCAGCUCCUUGAUUCGGCAGAAGCGGCAAGCGAGGGAGUCCAACAGCGACCGGGUGUCGGCCUCCAAGCGCCGCUCCAGCCCCAGCAAAGACGGGCGCUCCUUGUGCGAGAGGCACGUCCUCGGGGUGUUCAGCAAAGUGCGCUUCUGCAGCGGCCGCAAGAGGCCGGUGAGGCGGAGACCAGAACCCCAGCUGAAAGGAAUUGUGACGAGGUUAUUCAGCCAGCAGGGAUAUUUCCUACAGAUGCACCCAGAUGGUACCAUUGACGGGACCAAGGACGAAAACAGCGACUACACUCUCUUCAAUCUAAUUCCUGUGGGCCUGCGUGUGGUGGCCAUCCAAGGCGUGAAGGCCAGCCUCUAUGUGGCCAUGAAUGGUGAAGGCUAUCUCUACAGCUCAGAUGUUUUCACUCCAGAAUGCAAAUUUAAGGAAUCUGUGUUUGAAAACUACUAUGUGAUCUAUUCUUCCACACUGUACCGUCAGCAAGAAUCAGGCCGAGCAUGGUUUCUGGGACUCAAUAAAGAAGGUCAAAUUAUGAAGGGGAACAGAGUGAAGAAAACCAAGCCCUCAUCACAUUUUGUACCAAAACCUAUUGAAGUGUGUAUGUACAGAGAACCAUCACUACAUGAAAUUGGAGAAAAACAAGGGCGCUCAAGGAAAAGUUCUGGAACACCAACCAUGAAUGGAGGCAAAGUCGUGAAUCAAGAAUCCACAUAGCUGAGAACUCUUUCCUUCUUCCCUUUCGCGUCCUUUCCCUUUCUUUCCCUCCCCUGUACCCAUUCCCUUCCAAUAAAUCCACCCAAGAGAGGAAAAAAAAAUGACAACGCAGGACCUAGUGGCUAAGAUUCUGCUCUCAAAAUCUUCCUUUGUGUAGGACGAGAAAAUGAACCCAAAGCUUGCCUGUUGCGAUGUGGUAGGAAGUGUACAUGCACAAAAAUUAGCACACAA